AGAGGAGCAGGGAAGCGCGAGAAAGUGAAAGAGAAAAGUCUUGUGGAAGAAAUAUUCCAUUCCAGAUGGCAGUAGGCGAGUUCUUUUUCACUCCGUUGGUUCUCUUCAUUGUUCCAAAAUAUUGCCACGAUGAAUUUUUCGUCAACUUUAACUUUUUCCACGUUGCUUGUCUGAAGAUUGCACUCAGCAAAUGCCUUGGAUAUAUUAUUGUGCUUUUAGCUCCGAUCAUCAAGUUUCCACAGAUACUCAAGGUCCUACGAGCAUCAAGUGUGGAGGGCCUCAGUCUGGUGGGCUUUGUCACAGAACUGGCAACACAAACAGUAACAUUCAGCUACAAUUCAGCCAGGGGAUUCCCAUUCAGGUCAGUUUCUCAGAUCACGGAAAACUUCCGCAAUGGUCACACGGGUCAGUUGUCAUUCAUUAUGGUACUUCUGCUAUUGUUUACCCACGCGGCCCGUAUCUUCACUACAAUGCAAGAGACUGGGGACCAAUACAUUCUGGCUAUUUUCACCCUCUCGACCGUAUUCAACAUUACCAUGGUUACACAGAUUUUGUAUUAUUGGAACGCAACCAUUGAUGCCCAAAAGAAGAAAGAGUAGGAAACACCUAGUGUUUUGAUUCGCUCGAGAAUAAUCUAGGAAAACUUUAUUUUCAUUGCUAUUAGUGACUACGAGAAGUCCCUCCUUUUCGGCGAAGUCCGUCGAGCGAAAAAAAUUUGAUGAUUGCAUACCGCGGGGAGCUCUGUCGAGCACCUCGCUCCCAGGGCUCUCCGCGUCGCCUCAACAUCAAUUUUU
This is a messenger RNA of Pocillopora damicornis (cauliflower coral), 794 nucleotides long. RefSeq names its product mannose-P-dolichol utilization defect 1 protein. Lineage: Eukaryota; Metazoa; Cnidaria; Anthozoa; Scleractinia; Pocilloporidae. The record is from RefSeq and is a predicted model, not a curated record.